Messenger RNA from Symphalangus syndactylus (siamang), 251 nucleotides. RefSeq names its product guanine nucleotide-binding protein G(I)/G(S)/G(O) subunit gamma-5-like. The record is from RefSeq and is a predicted model, not a curated record. Gene Ontology annotation, molecular function: G-protein beta-subunit binding. Gene Ontology annotation, cellular component: heterotrimeric G-protein complex. NCBI's taxonomy places the organism in Eukaryota, Metazoa, Chordata, Mammalia, Primates, Hylobatidae. Gene Ontology annotation, biological process: G protein-coupled receptor signaling pathway.
ACCCAACAACCCACGAAUUGGCCCGGCCCUCACGUGCACCAUGUCUGGCUCCUCCAGCAUCAUCGCUAUGAAGAAAGUGGUUCAACAGCCUCGGCUGGAGGCCAGGCUCAACUGCAUAAAAGUUUCCCAGGCAGCUGCAGACUUCAAACAAUUCUGUAUGCAGAAUGUUCAACAUGACCCUCUGCUGACUGGAGUAUCUUCAAGUACAAAUCCCUUCAGACCCCAGAAAAUGUGUUCUUUUUUGCAGUAAA